Falco peregrinus (peregrine falcon) is the source of this 869-nucleotide messenger RNA. RefSeq names its product cell division cycle 26 (gene CDC26). Gene Ontology annotation, cellular component: anaphase-promoting complex. The coding region runs from base 98 to 355 and encodes 85 amino acids. Lineage: Eukaryota; Metazoa; Chordata; Aves; Falconiformes; Falconidae. The transcript is spliced from 2 exons. The record is from RefSeq and is a predicted model, not a curated record. Gene Ontology annotation, biological process: protein K11-linked ubiquitination; anaphase-promoting complex-dependent catabolic process; regulation of mitotic cell cycle.
CACGCCGGGAGGCGGAGUAGGCUGGGCGGUGCGGCCCGCGUGGGUGCGGCGUGGGGCGGCGGCGGCGGCCGAGGCGGAGCGGCGGCGGGCGGUGGCAAUGCUGCGGCGGAAGCCGACGCGGCUGGAGUUGAAGCUGGACGACAUCGAGGAGUUUGAGAGCAUCCGGAAGGACCUGGAGAGCCGCAAGAAGCAGCGGGAGGACGCGGAGGUGCCGGCGGCCGGCGAGGAGGCGGCGAGCAUCGCGCUGGGCGCCGACCACAAGAGCCGGGAGCAGAUCAUCAAUGACCGCAUCGGCUAUAAGCCUCAGCCCAAGGCCGGCGGCCGCGCCGCCCACUUCGGCACCUUCGAGUUCUAACGACGGGGGGGGGAUCCAGCAGCCCUGGGGGGGGCCGGCAGCCGCGGGGGGGCCGGGGCUGGUGGGUCUGGUCUCGCCAUCCCUCCCCUUUGCUGUUUCAGUUUGCUGGAUGUGGGUUUUUUAAGUGGGUCUGGUUAACACGCCCAUUAACGUCCCAUGGCCAAGCGUCUCCUUUGAAUUAAAUAUGUCUUUUUUUUUUAAUAAAAAAAAAAAAAGCAAGCCACAUGAACUGCUUCAAAUGGCUGAGGAGACCACGCAGGCAGGGAUGGAAACAACCAGGAUGCCGGUGUUUCCUUCACCUGUGUGUGCCCCGAUACAGCAAAGCAGUAAAACACUGCCCCUGCAGAAGGAUCCUGUGGGGGAUCUUGUAAUUUAGUAAUGUUCAAAAUGGAGACGGUGAAUGUGUUCAUUUAAACCUUUCACCCUCCAAGCUGGUGACCCUGCUAAGGAGAAGGUACCGGGGAGCCUCUCAUUAGCGUUUUAUAGGCCUGUAUGAAUAAAGGCGGCAGCUCCA